AUGGCAGGAAGUUCACAGUGUGAUGAUUGGAAGGGACACUCAUUUGGAGCACAAUUACCUUACUCUGGGGAUAUCUCUGACUUGAGUCAACAAGUGUGGAUCCUUCAAGGUGACGUUCUUGUGGCAGUUCCUCGGAGAGCGGACAUGACUCCAGUUACCAUCACUUUCCUCCCAUGCAAGUAUCCCGAGUCUCUUGAACAAGACAAAGGGACUCCCAUUUACAUGGGAAUAAAGGAACCAGAAAAGUGUUUGUCUUGUGAGGACAUGGAGGGUCAGCCCACCCUAAAACUGAAGGAAGAGAAGAUUGUAGAUCUGUACAAUCAAGAGGGGCCCGUGAAACCCUUCCUCUUCUACCACAGUAAGAUCGGCAGGACCUCCACCUUCGAAUCUGUGGCUUUCCCUGGCUGGUUCAUUGCUUCUUCCUCGGAUCAAAGCCAGCCCAUCUUUCUCACCUCAGAGCAGGGGAAGACACACAAUACUGCUUUUGAUUUAUCGCUCCAGUCUUGAACUCAGCCUGAAGGUGGCAGCUGGUUCAGCCAUCUCUGUGUUCAGUGUUCUCAUUCCCAGUGUGUUUCCUCAUGUUGUCUCAAUGCCAUUCACUUGUCUUCAGUGCUAAGAUGUGAGCAGGGCCCCUGUUAUGUUAUUUUGUGAAUAAAGAAGCAAUGAUGUCAUAGUAACUGAGGAGCAGAGUAUGGACUCAGAAACAGAAGCGGUGACAUGGCAUCAGCUCUGCUCUCCAGAUGAUGUUAGCCCC
Condylura cristata (star-nosed mole) is the source of this 754-nucleotide messenger RNA. RefSeq names its product interleukin-36 gamma-like. The transcript has 4 exons. The record is from RefSeq and is a predicted model, not a curated record. Gene Ontology annotation, molecular function: cytokine activity; interleukin-1 receptor binding. Gene Ontology annotation, biological process: cellular response to lipopolysaccharide; cytokine-mediated signaling pathway; inflammatory response to antigenic stimulus. The coding region runs from base 1 to 507 and encodes 168 amino acids. NCBI's taxonomy places the organism in Eukaryota, Metazoa, Chordata, Mammalia, Eulipotyphla, Talpidae.